Messenger RNA from Mycotypha africana, 516 nucleotides. RefSeq lists its product as uncharacterized. Bases 168 to 437 code for a protein of 89 amino acids. The transcript has 4 exons. The record is from RefSeq and is a predicted model, not a curated record. Lineage: Eukaryota; Fungi; Mucoromycota; Mucoromycetes; Mucorales; Mycotyphaceae.
AACGCGCUUGAAAAUUUUCUUUUUGAAUUGUUCGUAUUUGUUUCAAGCUGCAGUAAGUUAUUUCUUUUCUCUUUCUCAUUUUUUUUUCUUACUUCUCCUAUAUACGUUCAUCUCUGCGAUCACCAGACAAUAGUCUUUAAAUUCAUAUUUGUCAUAAAAAAAAAGUAAUGAAUAAGUUAAAAAAGUGGGAGGUAUCUUUCCUACUAUUGCCGUUAUUGUUUGCGGCUCGUGUUCUGGAUGUCAUAGGCUGGUUGAUGGAAGGAUCAUUUGGUUUGUUCUUGUUCCAUUUUGAUUAUCAAAGUUAUUGGAGAAACUUUUAUGCGAAAAUGGCUAAUAUUGUUAUGAUUGGUACAAAUAAUACCGAAAGUAGGAAAGAGACUUUGUGUGAUGACAACCAUAAUACUACAAAUAAUCAAUUGUCGCAAGAAAAUGUUUAAGGCUUAUCAGUUCAGCGGCUGCAGGGGAUUCUCUCAAAGCAGAAAACAAAGCUGGUAUAAAUUCAACGGACACCCUUCA